GUGGUCUUCUGGCUCCUGUCCAUGCUGGCCACCCGGGACAAGGACGACAUGUCCCGCACCCUGCUGGCCAUGUCCAGCUCGCAGGAGAGCUGCCUGGCCAUGCGCAAGUCCGGCUGCCUCCCACUCCUCAUCCAGAUCCUGCACGACACGGACAGGGAGCCGGGAGGCCCCCAGAGCCCCGGCAGCGGCAAGGACUCCCGCAUGCGGGCCAACGCCGCCCUGCACAACAUCAUCUUCUCGCAGCCCGACGAGGGCCAGGCCAAGAAGGAGAUGCGGGUGCUGCAUGUGCUGGAGCAGAUCCGCUCCUACUCGGAGACCUGCUGGGACUGGCUGCAGAUGCAGAUGCAGAGCAAAGACGGGGGCAAGGGCCCCGAGGGCAGCGCCGCCGGCCCUGUGCCGGUGCCCAUCGAGCCGCAGAUCUGCCAGGCCACCUGCGCCGUCAUGAAGCUCUCCUUCGACGAGGAGUACAGGCGGGCCAUGAACGAGCUGGGUGGUCUCCAGGCCGUGGCUGAGCUGCUGCAGGUGGAUUAUGAGAUGCACAAAAUGACCAGCGACCCUCUGAACCUGGCGCUGAGGAGAUACGCGGGCAUGGCGCUGACCAACCUCACCUUUGGGGAUGUGGUGAACAAGGCGACUCUGUCCUCCCGCCGGGGCUGCAUGCAGGCCAUCGUGGCCCAGCUGGCCUCCGAGAGCGAGGAGCUGCACCAGGUGGUCUCCAGCAUCCUGCGGAACCUCUCCUGGAGGGCAGACAUCAACAGCAAGAAGACCCUGCGCGAGGUGGGCAGCGUGACCGGCCUGAUGCAGUGCGCCCUGCGCGCCACCAAGGAAUCCACCCUGAAGAGUGUCCUCAGCGCCCUGUGGAACCUGUCCGCUCACAGCACCGAGAACAAAGUCGCCAUCUGCCUGGUGCAGGGUGCCCUGGGCUUCCUGGUGAGCACCCUCACCUACAAGUGCCAGAGCAACUCGCUGGCCAUCAUCGAGAGCGGAGGCGGCAUCCUGAGGAACGUGUCCAGCCUGAUCGCCACCCGGGAGGAUUACAGGCAAGUGCUCCGGGACCACAACUGCCUGCAGACCCUGCUGCAGCACCUCAAAUCCCACAGCCUCACCAUCGUCAGCAAUGCCUGCGGGACCCUCUGGAACCUCUCCGCCCGGAGCCCCAAAGACCAGGAGCUGCUGUGGGACCUGGGGGCCGUCAGCAUGCUGCGCAACCUCAUCCACUCCAAGCACAAGAUGAUCGCCAUGGGCAGCGCCGCCGCCCUCCGGAACCUGCUCACCAACCGACCCCUCAAGUACAAGGACACCGCCGUCAUCUCCCCGGGCUCCUGCAUGCCCUCGCUCUACGUGAGGAAGCAGAAGGCGCUGGAGGCCGAGCUGGAUGCGAAGCACCUGGCGGAGGCCUUCGACACCAUGGAGAAGCAGAGCCUCAAGAAGCCCCUGAGGCACAUGGACAGCCUGGCGAAGGACUACGCCUCCGACUCCGGCUGCUUCGACGACGACGAGGUGCCCAACGUCUCGGCGGGGGCGGAGACCGGGAAUGCCUCCAUCCUCUCCAUGUUCCUCAACUCCUCCUUCCUCCAGGGCCAGGCCUUGCCCAGGGCCAUCGCCCAGCGGAGGGGCCCGGAGCCUGAGAAGGAUGAGAGCAGCAAGCCGGCCGAGCCCAAGAAGCUGCCGUUGCCCGAGGAUGAGGUGUCGCUGGCGGCCGAGAAGCUGGCCAACAAGAUCUCCACCACGGUGGCCAAGAUCGACAAGCUGGUGGAGGACAUCUCCACCCUCCACACCUCCUCGGACGACAGCUUCAGCCUGAGCUCGGAGGACCACUGCCUUGACUGGCAGUACGGCUCUGAUGAGGUCCACGAGGCCCGGGCCCAGUCCUGCUCCCCGUGCCGCCUCUCGGAUGCCAGCAGCUUCGUGAAGCGGGAGAACCUGAGCCGGGCCCACACCCUGCUGAGGCUGAAGAAGGCUUACACCAGCUUGUCCAACGACAGCCUGAACAGCGGCAGCACCAGUGACGGCUACUGCACCAAGGAUCACAUGAAGCCCUGCACCAGGGCCUCCUUCCUAGAUUACAAGGAGGAGCUGCAGAGAUACCAGAAGCGGCCCAGCAGGCUGGAUCUGAAGAACAUCCUCGUCCACAGGCCUGAGAGGAUGGAGCAGCCGGGGGUCAAGGUCAAAGAGUCUGGCGAGCCGGAGAAACUGGAUCCGAGAGACACGCAUGACAGGGCUAAGAAAGCGGUGACGUUCCCCAGCCCCAACGCCCCUGAGAAGGAGCCUGAGUGGAAGAAGGAGCCGGGCAAUGAGCUUUCUCCCGACCCUCAGGUCCACACCAUCAAACUCUCCCCUUCUUACCAGCAUGUCCCCCUGCUGGAGAACCUGGCCAAGAGCAGCCCGGCCCCUGGCGCCGUGGGGCUCUCGGGUGCUAGUUACCACCCAACUCUCCCAGGCCGGAAGCAAGCCUGGCUCCCCACGGGGCUUCUCCAGACGGCCGAGAACUUGAGCAAGAUCCCAGAGAAGCUGACUGCCCACAAGCCAGCCCCCGUGGAGCAGGAGUCAGUCCAGAAGUACGCGGUGGAGGACACCCCCAUUUGUUUCUCCCGGUGCAGCUCCCUCUCUUCCCUCUCCUCCGCUGACAACGUGCUGGACGGGCAGAGUCACAGCGAGAACGAGGUGGACAGCGACUCCUCCCUGGAGAUCAUCGAGGUGGAGGAGGGCGCCGAGGCCGGAGGUGACGUAGAGCAAGCCGAGGCCUGCGAUAGGAGACAGGAGAAGGUGAAGGCGGCGGAUCUGGGCCCAGCCACGCCAGGAGGGAUCUCCCAACCCAUCGCCAUCCCCUUCCAGAAGCGCGACAAGCUCUUCCUGAGGGAAUCGUCCCCAUCCCGGCACGAGGACCUGACCCCGUCCAGCUCCUCGGAGAACUACAUUCAGGAGACCCCUCUGGUGAUGAGCCGGUGUAGCUCGGUCAGCUCCCUGGGCAGUUUUGAAAGCCCAUCCAUUGCCAGCUCCAUCCAGAGCGACCCCUGUAGUGAGAUGAUCAGUGGCACCAUCAGCCCGAGUGAGCUGCCGGACAGCCCCGGUCAGACCAUGCCCCCAAGCCGCAGCAAGACGCCCCUGUUCGAACUGGGAUCCCAGCCGGAGAAGGAGACCAGCCAGUUCAACAUCCAGUGGGAAAACAACGUCAAGAAGUUCAUGGAGAUCACGGAUUUCAAGGAGCGUUUCCAGCUGCCCCAAGACCUGGACUCCAUGAUCUACUUCACAGUGGAGAAACCCAACGAGAACUUCUCCUGCGCCUCCAGCCUAAGUGCCCUGCCCCUUCACGAGCACUACAUCCAGAAGGACGUGGAGUUGAAGCUUAUGCCGCCUUUCCCCGAGAGGAACAGCCUGAAUUUCGUGGCACACGAGAAGCAGGAGGACAGGCGGGAAGAGAGAUUCGGGGAGGGCAAGAGGAAGCUGGAGCGUCCAGAGCUCAACUCAGACGAUGAUAUCGAGAUCCUGAAGGAAUGCAUCAACUCAGCCAUGCCUUCACGCUUCAGGAAGGUCAAGACCUCCCUUGUCUCCAGCCUGCCCAGUCAGGUUUUGAAUCCUCAGACCAAAAAGGCUCUGCACAUGCCGGUCUACAUGCUGGUGCCCACCCAUUCGCACCGGGGCGUCCCCAAACACCUGCGACCUGCCGCCCGGGACCUCUUCAAGGAUGACGACUCCUUCACCGACUCCGCAGAAGGCACCCCCAUCAACUUCUCCAGCGCCGCUUCCCUGAGCGACGAGACCCUCCAGUACCCGCUGAAGGAGGAGGUUGACCACAAGCGCGGCCCCGGGAAGAGGCUGGAGAGGAAAGAAGUGGCGGGGCCACCGGUGGGGUGCAAUAUGGAAGCACACCGUGAGCAAGGGAGCUUGAGUCCCGCGCCAGGCAGGAAAGCAGCUUCCAACUCCUCGACGCCCACCAAGAUGAGUACGGCCUACCAGCAGAAGGGCGGGUCGAGACAUGGCAGCCCUGUCCAGACAGGCAGGGGCCAAGCAGCUGAGGUGAAGAGAGGGCUACCUCCCCUGAAGAAUGGACCCAACCUGGAGCUGGACUUUGGCAGGGCGGGGGUCCACCCGGAGGGUGUCCCCCUCAGGAAGGGUGCUCCCUGUGAGGACAGUGCUCCCGGGGGUAUGGCCUUUCAGUCCCUGUGCCACACCACGCCGACCGAGGAGGCCGUCUACUGCUUCUAUGAGAACGACUCCGACGACCUGCUGGAGGUGCGGAGAGACUCGCCUAAGAGGAAGGCCGGCCCUGCCCAGGCUCAGAAGAAGGAACGCUGGAGCGGCACCGCCCCUAAGAAGGAGCCGGAGCAAAGCUCCAGGCAGCUGCUGCAGGCCAAAACCAAGAUGGCCGCCAAACUCCACAACAACCUCAUCGUGGACGAGACGCCGCCCUGCUAUUCCCUCAGCUCCUCCAUGAGCUCCCUGAGUGACAUCGACCUCUGUGACCACGAGGAGCGGACAACCCUGUACAAGGCCAACAGGCAGCUGACCCUUAGCCGGAUGCAAGAAAGCGCGGCCUCUAGGGCCUUAGCCAGAGAGAGGGACAGCUCCCCCAGCUCCCUGAGCUUCACCUCGGACGACGACCUGCUGCAGAAGUGCAUCGGCUCCACCUUGCCCAGGAGGAGGCGGCACUCCGCUCGGCGCAGGAACGCCGAGCACAAGCAGAAGCUGAAAGGUGCCAACCCCAAGAGCGCCGCUGGCAAGGAACGGAAGCCGGAGCCGAGGCACAACCCAGCGGACGAGAUGGUGUCGGACAAAGGCUCGGACCUGGACAGCGUCGAGUGGAAGGCCAUCCAAGAAGGCGCCAACUCCAUCGUCACGUGGCUGCAUCAGGCCGCAGCAUCCCUCUCCAGGGAGCCUUCCUCGGAGUCUGACUCCAUCCUCUCCUUCGUGUCAGGGUUGUCUGUCGGCCCCACCCUGCAGCUGUCCCUGGACAGGAAGGAUAAGAAGCGGGCUAGGAGUGGGGUAGGCCGUGAGGUGGAGAAGAGAGACCAUGCGAUGGUCUUUCAGGAGAGCAAGAAAGUGAUGGACGCCGGGGGCAGAAAUGCCAGGGCGGAGAAAAAUGUAAGCCAUCAGAAGCCAAUGUCGAACUUGCCAGUGGUCUUCCGAGGCAGGACAGUGAUCUAUGUGCCCAGCGCGGUGAAGGACUCCCCGAGCCCCAGGUCCACCCCACAGAAAACAGCCACAACUAAGCCCGAAGCCACCAUCCAAAACCUCACCUUGAGCCAGCAGAGGUCACGGAGUCUUCACAGGCUGGGGAAGGCCUCGGAGAUGGCCGACCUCACCUUGCCCAAGAGGAGCGCCACCCCUCCUGCCAGGAUCACCAAGCCCCCCUCCUCGGGCUCCUCUAGGACCUCCACCCCCUCCCAGCCCACCCAGAAGAAGUUAACGUCGCCCUCCCAGCUCAACAAGCAGCUGCCAUCUCAGGGGGUGAAGGUGGGCAGGAGCUCCCCAACAGGCUCCGCCCCCAAAGCGCCCCCCCAGAAAUCCCCAGCCACCAAGCAGCACAAGACCCAGAAAUCCCCCGUCCGCAUCCCAUUCAUGCAGAAGCCAAACAAGAAGAUGCUGCCAGCCAGGAGCUCCAUGCCGGUGCUGGAAGAGCACGUGGGCAGCCCUAAGCUGAAAGGCAAUGGGAAGGGCAUCCUGCCGACUGCUCGGCUCAAUUUGGUGCGGAUGUCCUCGGCCCGGUCCAGCGGCAGCGAGUCGGACCGGUCCGGCUUCCUGAGGCAGCUCACCUUCAUCAAGGAGUCCUCUAGCCUCAUCAUGAGGCACCGCUCUGAGCUCUCCUCCUGCGAGUCCAUGUCCUCACUGUCUCAGAGCGCUUCCCCCAAGAGGAGCAGGCCAGGCCUCCCAGCUGUGUUCCUGUGUUCCUCCAGGUGCGAAGAGCUCAAGGUGGCCAAGCCGGUGGUGACCAGCCAGAGGCCAGUCAUCUCAAGGACCCCGGCCAACAACAAAACUUCUCCCAGUGAGAGGCCUCCUCGGAGGACCAGCUCCGAGAGCCCUUCCCGGCUGCCUGUGAAGACCAACACCCCCUCGCCCGAGCCCUUCAAGAGGUAUUCCUCCUCCCCCAACAUCAGCAUCAUCAAGAGGACCAGCAGCCCCUCCUCCGUCCUGUCCUCUUGCUCCGAGUCGUCAGCCAGGAGAAGGAAGAGCCAAGAGGCCUCCAAGCUGACCCCGAAUCCUGCAGUGGGGAACCCGGGGCAGCAGGACAAGCAGCAGAUGGCGAUGAUGAAGGGUACUUGGAGAAGGAUCCGAGACGAAGACAUCCCACACAUCCUCAAAAGCACCCUGCCUUCCUCAGCCCUGCCUCUGGUCAGCACCCUGGAGGAGGAGACCCCCAAAGCUCAGAUCCCCAUCCAGAGGAAAACCAGUGAUGCUGUGGUGCAAACUGAGGACUACCCCACCACCAAGACCAACUCCAGCACCUCUCCAACGCUGGAGACCCGGGAGAUGCCCAAGAGCGAGACAGAGUGCCUGACUUCGAUCAAGGGCACUGUGCCCAUCUCCUUCGGCCACGAAGGGCCGACUGGCUCUGUUGGGAGCUUCCCCUCCAGCAGGCACAGCUCUCCCAGUAGAUCCGCCCGGGUGACUCCCUUCAACUACGUUCCCAGCCCCAUGGUGGCACCAAUGAUCAACAACAAAUCGCUUGAAAAAAUGCCAGCUUAA
Molecule: messenger RNA, 6684 nt
Organism: Terrapene triunguis (Three-toed box turtle)
Lineage: Eukaryota; Metazoa; Chordata; Testudines; Emydidae
Gene: APC2
Product: APC regulator of WNT signaling pathway 2
Exons: 8
Coding region: 22-6684 (2220 amino acids)
Biological process (GO): negative regulation of microtubule depolymerization; regulation of cell differentiation; cell fate specification
Cellular component (GO): catenin complex; cytoplasmic microtubule; beta-catenin destruction complex
Molecular function (GO): microtubule binding; gamma-catenin binding; beta-catenin binding
Source: RefSeq, a predicted model, not a curated record